Moneuplotes crassus is the source of this 2125-nucleotide messenger RNA. The record is from the annotation of a GenBank genome assembly. NCBI's taxonomy places the organism in Eukaryota, Ciliophora, Spirotrichea, Euplotida, Euplotidae.
AUGAAUAUUUUUGUAGAUCUUGAAGAUGAUUAUAAUAUCAUUGGGCAGACAAGUUUCAGAAAUCAAGCCAAGAUGAAUGAAAAUAAUAUGAAGAAGAAAUAUAAAAUAAAAUAAGAGCUCGAUAAAGUCUAUGUUUCACAACAAAUUGAAACAGGAUGAGAAUUUAGUGAAAUAUCUGAACACCAAGCAUAUUUAACACAAAUUCUCUGACCUCAUCAGAAAACCAAAAAAUUCAACACUCACAAAAUCUAACUUCUCAAACAGAUUUCGAGCCAAUUCAAAAAUCCUAUAUAGGUCAUAGAGUUCAACAUAUUCAUCUACCUAAGAUCAAGGAUCAGAACUACACUGCCAGGUUCCUUAGCAAGAGGCUCUCCUGCAUCAGUACCGGGAGUUCUCCUGAUGAAAAUAAUAUUGGGCCUGAUGCUGAGAGAAAUAUUCCAUCAUCUUUUGAUAAUGCAGGUAUUGAAAAAGUCCCUAAAAGCUUCUUUAAUGAUCCAAGUAAAAUGAGCGGGACUCAUGAAGAACUUCACUCUUUUAAAAAUCAAAGGAAGAGUCUGAAUGAAACUAUAAUGAAAAUAAAAUUUGUUGCUAGCAAGAAGCCUGAAAGGGACAAUUCGAGAGAUACUAUGGGCCAAAUUAAAGGUUACUCCUCUGUAAUACCUCCUAAGAAAUCAUAUCCCCAAAGAUCUAAUCCAAUGGAUUACUUGAAAAAAUCAAGGCAAAGGUUUCCUCAAAUUGUAAACAUGAAGAUGAGUCCAUCUGAGGGCUGCCAAACUGAAAGUGCAAUGCUUCAUCUUAGGAAAUAGUUCAAAUACUGUUGCUCUGAAACCUAAAAACAUUGGUUACUUUCAUGCAGCCAAAGUUUCCUUAGACGGAAAUAGAAAUUUUCAGAGAAAGCGAAAUUACAGUAGGAAGACAGACAAUUCUGUCAUGUCGACUAAAACUGUCAUUAGGAAGAUUCAUGAAGAUACUAAUAAAAUGAAGCUGACUAAUAGUCUUUCAGACCACAACCUGAAGGCUAGAGAGAAAAAUACUGCAAAUAAUUCUGAUAAAAUGUUGGGGUUUCUGGAUUUUAAAGAUUCCAAGAAGAAAGGAAUCUCUAUUAAACAUGGAGGAUUCAGCAGAGCUGGGCUUAACCUUUAUAAUUCCGAGAAGCCAAACCAAGAUAGAUUUAUUUCAUCAAUAAACCUCUUACUUUCUCAGAAAAAGGGGUUUAAUAUUCACUUAAAUGAGGCUCCGAAAUAUUCUUCCAAUAACAAAAUUGAUAUAUUCGGAGUAUUUGAUGGCCAUGGAGUAAAUGGCCAUCUUGUUAGUGAAUAUGUGAAGGAAAAACUUCCCAAUUUAAUUAGGAAAAACCUAAUCAACAGCAAAAAUCCGAUUGACCAAGUUAUCACUGACUGUGUAGAGAAGAUAGAUAACAAUUUACUCAAAUAGUCAAAUUGAAAGUAACUACAGUGGAACAACAUGAGUCUUUGGUAUAAUCAAAGACUGCACAGAGGGUGAUGAAGUUUGAAAGAAGUUGUUCCUUGCAAAUACUGGAGAUUCAAGAGCUCUUUUCUGUAACUUUCAAAAAGUUAAUAUUCUCAAGGAAAAUUCAGAGAUUUCAAAAAGUACUGAGUGAAGCAAAAGAAGAGAUGGCAUAUCCAAAAUCUUGUCAGGUCGCAAAUCAGUGAAAAUCCAUAUUGAGACCACAGUUGAUCACAACUGAGAAAACCAAAAAGAAAGCGACAGAAUCAUUAACAGUGGGGGUGUUGUCAGACAAGCAUAUAAUCAAGGACCGUUAAGAGUCUGGAACGAGGGUCAAAAUGAGCCAGGAGUUGCAAUGACAAGGUCUAUAGGAGAUCAUAUUGGCAAAGGAGAUAAUGGCUGAGGAUUAACAUCCACUCCUGAUAUUUUGACAUUUGAUAUUCCAGACUCCAGAUCUACCCUCAUUCUAGCAAGUGAUGGAAUUUAUGAUGUCUUCACUAAUGAUAGUUUGGCUGAUUAUGUCUGGAAACUUCGAGCAAAACCAGCAGAAUCUGUUGCAAAAAUAAUAGUCAAUGAAGCAUACGAAAGGUGGAAAACUAAAGAUAGCAAUAUAGAUGACUGCACUUGAGUGGUUGUUUAUCUGACUCCUCAGGAAUAA